AUGUCUUCUUCUGAUUCGUCUUCUGAAGAUGAUGGACCGAGAACGUGAGUUUUUUGGGGGGUUUUUGUGCUGAAAAUCUGAAAAAAUGACAUGAAAUUGAAUUUUUAGUGAAAAAAACUGACUAGAAGUUUUUUCAGCAAAAUUGACCUGAAACUGAAUUUUCAGCGAGAAAUCCAUUGAAAAUAAUCCAAAACUGACUUGAAAAAAUUCAUUUUUAGUAUGAAAAAAUCUACUGUUUCAAAAUUUUCAUGAAUAUUUUGGAAGUUUUUGAGGAAUUUAAUAAUCGUUUGUUGUUAGGCAAAAUAAUUGAAAACGUUGAAUUUUUCAUUAAAACCUAGCAUUUGUGAUAAAAUUAUCGGAAUUUCGAUUUGCGUCUGAAAAUUGGCUGAAAAUCGUAGAAAACGAUCUAAAAUUUGAGCAAAACCUCCAACUGAAAAUUUUACGUUUCAAAAAUUUUAUGAAUAUUUUUGAAAUUUUUUUGAAACAUUUAUAGUUCCUUGAAUGUUCAAAUUAAUGUAGUAUUUAUCAACAAAAAAUUGGCUGAAAUCUCGAAAUUUCUGAACAAAAACCUUACUGUUUCAAAGUUUUCAUGAAUAUUUUUGAAGUUUUUGAGAAAUUUGAUGAAACAAGGUUUUUUCCCAAAAUUCUAGCAAUUAAAAAAUUUCAUGAAAAUUUGAAGAUUUAUCUGAAAUUCAGCUAAAAAUAUAAUUUUUCACCUGAAAAUCAACAAAACUUCCUUCAAAAAAUUCACUGUUUCAAAAUUUCAUCAAUAUUUUUGAUUUUUUUUUCAAAUUUGUUUAUUCGAUAUACGAGCCAACCUCAUAAUUUUCUUCAAUUUUUCAGACGUUCUCCAGCACCACCAGAAUCUCCACCACCACCACAAGAACAAGUAAAAAUUGAGAAAAAAUCGCGUGUUUUAGCUUCAGAUUCGGAUGAAGAAAUGCCAAGUGAUAGAGGAGAAGAGAAACAGAAGAAAAAGAGGAUUUUGGUGAGAAUUUUGGAGAGGAUUUGGAUGAAAAUCUGAAAAUCUGAAAAUUUAUUAAAUUUUAAUGCAAAAUAUGCCAAAAAUCACCUAAAAUUCUGAAUUUCUCAAUAGAAAAUUGAUUUUCCCCAAUAUUUCCACCAAUAAUCCCCCAAUUUUUUGCAGUCUGAAUCUCCAGUCUCCUCGCGCGAACCUUCUCCAUCUCGAACAUCCACAAAACCCAACACAACCGAUCUUUUCGGUGAUGACGUGUCAUCGUCGGACGGCGAACAUUCGCCGCGCGGCGGCCGAAAAUCGCCGAAAUCGGACGAUGAGGACGCAAAUUCGCUCCACGGAAUUGUGAUGAACACGGAUGAAUUGGAAGAAAUUGAAGAGAAACAGGAGAAUAUUGUUAAUAUUGAGGUGAGUACUGUAGCGCUCAAAAAAUCUGGAAUUUUCAGUUCUUGAAUUCCACGUGGCAUUUCAAGCUAGAAAUUCCGGAAUUUCGGCCCCAGAAAUCAUCUGAAUAUUCCAAGUUUUCAGGCGAAUCUCUCAAAAAUCCAAACCCAAUUCGAAAACGAGCCAUAUUAUGUGAAAUUGCCGAAUUUCCUGUCAGUCCAAACACAUCCUUUUGACCCCGAAAAUUAUGAAGAAGAUGAAGAUGAUGAACAAGUGAAAUUCGACGAAGAAGGAAAUACAAAACUGAAAUUGCGAGUGGAAAAUACGAUAAGAUGGAGAGAAAAAGAGGAAAUUGAUGAAAAAACGGGAGAAACGAAGAAAAUGAGAGAAUCGAAUGCGAAAUUUGUGAAAUGGUCCGAUGGAAGUAUUUCGUUGUAUUUGGGAAAUGAGAUUUUUGAGGUAUGUUGGGGAAAUUGAUGAAUUCUGUAGGAAAUUGGCAGAAAAUCCGGAUUUUUUAUCUAAAAAUUCACUAGAAAAAUUGACUCUUCCGCAGGCUUCCGGAACUGCCGCUGUUGAUUUUUUGUUCGGAAAAAAUCCGGAAAAAAACACUGUUUCAUAAUUUUUAUACCAAAAUUUUGAAACAGUGAGGUUUUUGUGAGACCGACAACAAGAAUCGAAUCAAUUUCCAAAACCAUCAAAAAUAUUCAUGAAAGUUUUGAAACAGUAGAAUUUUUAAAAAAUAUUUUCAUUGAAUUCCAACUUCAAAAAUUCAAUUUUCAGCUGCUAAUUACAGAAUUUAAUUUUUGAAGAAAAUUUUGUUAUUUAAAUAUUUGUUAAUGAAAAUUUAAAAUUUCAGAAUUGUUAUACAAAAACAUUGAAACAGUGAAUUUUUCCAGAUUUUUUUGGGUUAUAAAAAUCAUGAGAAAUAUUUGUUGCAGGUUGCAAAAAUGCCUCUAAACUCGGCAAAUCUGCCAGUUUUAUAUGCAAAACAACCUGGUGGAAUGGUUGCUCAAUCGAUAUUAACAAAUCGAUUGACAUUCCGACCACAUUCGACUGAUUCACAAACACAUCGAAAAGUAACAUUGAAUAUGGCGGAUCGUGGAAGAAAAUCAGGACAGGUUAAAGUGAUGGAUUUGGAUGUUGGAAUUAAUCCUGAAAUUGCUAGAAGGGUCAGUGAAUUUUGGAGGGGAUUUUUUGAGAUGAAAACUAUGGAAAUUGAAGAAUUUUGACUUUGAAUUGAUGAAAAUCACAAAAUUUUGAUCUAAAAAUGAUUUUGGAUCGAAUUUAAGCCUAGAGCUUUGAAAUUUCAGAAUUUACAUGAAAAUAAGAUUUUUUGAGCCUAAAAUUAUGAAAAUUGAAGAAUUUUGACCUUAAAUUGAAAAAAAAUCACAAAAUUUGGACCUUUGGGUCCCAAAAAUUACAGAAUUUUGACCUAAGGGGGUCAGUUUUGGCCUACAUUCAGACAAAAACUGGGGAAAUUAGCUACAUUUUGGUUCUAGAGCUAAUUUUGAGCUCAAAUAAUGAUUUUUGAGCUGAAAAUGAUGAAAACCACAACAUUCUGAUCUGGAAACGAUUUUUGUGCUCAUUUCAAGCCCAGAGCUUUGAAAUUUCAAAUAUUUACAUGAAAUCUAUCAAAAAAUCUGAAAUUUUGCUUAAAAAUUUGUAUAUAUUUAGUAAAGAUCUAUGCAUCGUCCAAAGUGAAAAAAAUGCGAAAAAUCAAAAAAAACGUCCAAACUGACGCAUUUUUUUUCGCAGAAAUCGCAUUUUUUCGAGCACUUUUUUUCGCGUUUUCUGGUGUUUUUCGAGCCAAAAUGGACAGAAAUUGAAAGAAUUUGUCUGAAAUUGUGUUUUUAUUGAUACUGGAGGAAAAAUCAGCGGUGAAACAUGAAAAAUGAGUUUUUCGAAAAAAUUUCGAAAAUUUUGAAAAAGUCGAAAAAAUUUGAAAUUUUCAAAAUCGUUUUUUUUCAUGUUUCACCGCUGAUUUUUCCUCCAGUAUCAAUAAAAACACCAUUUCAGACAAAUUCUUUCAAUUUCUGUCCAUUUUGGCUCGAAAAACACCAGAAAACGCGAAAAAAGUGCUCGAAAAAUGCGAUUUCUGCGAAAAAAAAUGCGUCAGUUUGGACGUUUUUUUUUUGAUUUUUCGCAUUUUUUCACUUUGGACGAUGCACUAACUUUUCACAUGAAAAUUCAUCAGAAAAUUUGAAAAUUUAGGCUCAAAAUUUUAUAUGAAAAAUUUUAAAAUCUACUGAAAAAUCUGUUUUUUGCUCUGAAAAUUCACCAAUUUUACCCAAAAAAUUGCCAUUUUCCUUCUAGGAAGCAGUUCGAAAAGAAGAAGAAGCUCUUCGAAUUCAUCAACGUCGAGCCCACGCAACUCGAUCAACAUUCAAACCCAGAAAUCGAGCAAAUUAUUCGGGAAAUUUGGGAGGAUAUUCAGAUGAUGAAGAAGGUGGAAGUUAUCGAAAAUCGAAAGGAAAAAAUAAAAGAGAAGCUCCGAUUAUUGGAGCAAGUUCAGAUGAAUCAGAUAAUGAAUUGGAUAAAAAUAAGAGAAAAGGUGGAAAAAGUGAUGAAAGUGAAGAUUCUGAUGAAGAAUAUCGAAAGAGAAAACAACAACAGAAGAAAACAAUUGUGACUAGUGAUGAGGAAUCGAAUUAA
Molecule: messenger RNA, 4012 nt
Organism: Caenorhabditis angaria
Lineage: Eukaryota; Metazoa; Nematoda; Chromadorea; Rhabditida; Rhabditidae
Source: the annotation of a GenBank genome assembly